GGUUUUCCAUUAUGGUAUCUUUACAAGGAGGAAAUGGCGAAAAAGGGAAGAGAAAGGGAAUGUACACCGGAAAAACCGCCCAAAAAAGGCGUAAGGAUGGAAAGUUAAAAAUAAAUUUUGAUGAAGUGACUUUGAGAGCAAUUGGCCACAAUCACGGUACUUGGGCACGUGAUUUGGGACUUCUUGCAUGAACUCAUUUACCAGUUCGAUGUGAAGUACCCUUUAACAAACUAAGUGACAAAGUUAAAGUCCCUAUUUAUGAAGGGAUGCUUGAAAGAUUUGACUUUGUAAUGUUACCAGACAUAAAAAAGGUUAUAGAUGAUCAAAUGAAGGAUUCACACAGAAGUUGGCGGUGUUCAUUGCGCAAAUACUUUAAGAAAAUUGGUGGGGAAAUAUCACCAGAAAUUGCUAAGAGAUUACCCCCUGACGACAUAAUUAAUUACGAAAAUUGGGAGUGGCUUUGUGAUUAUUGGAGUACUGAGGAACAAAUAGAACUGUCCAAGCAAAAUAUGAAGAACCGCUUAACAAACAAAGGCUAUAACAGUUCACAUGGAUCAAAAUCCUAUCCUGCUCAUCGUGAAGAACUAGCAUAUAAAUUUUUCAUUAGUUAUAUAUAUUUUUUUAACAUUUUUUACUCUAAUUCAAAAUAUUGCUACAGAUGAAUCUGGAGACUAAUCAGUUUGUUGGUGACAUUGAAUUCCACCGGGUUAUGUAUACCAAUCACAAAACAAAACAAUGGUGCAACCCGU
This is a messenger RNA of Morus notabilis, 749 nucleotides long. RefSeq lists its product as uncharacterized. Bases 267 to 662 code for a protein of 131 amino acids. The record is from RefSeq and is a predicted model, not a curated record. The transcript is spliced from 3 exons. Lineage: Eukaryota; Viridiplantae; Streptophyta; Magnoliopsida; Rosales; Moraceae.